AUCAAAGUGCCAAAAACCCCUUCCUUAUCAGUGACCCAAGGAGACGAAGAAAACCGCGGGGAGCGAAAAAGAUCCAAUAGUAACGAGGCGUGGAUCCCCAUCACUUCGGGCUAUAAAGUUCAAAAACAAUCUCUCAAGAAAUUCAGAAGGGUUAUCAAAAUGCUGGUUGUGAUCAUUGUGGUGUAUAUUGUUUGCUGGACGCCGUACCUUCUCAUCAAUAUUUUCCAAGCGUUUGGCCUAAUUAAUUCGCAUUGCAAGGAUCCAUGAAGUAUAUCAAGACAACCCUAACAUUGAUGGCUUACUUGAACAGCGCUUUAAACCCCAUCAUUUACGGAUUCAUGGCCAGAAGUUUCCGUGAGAACUUCCUCAAAUCUAUGCGUUCGUGUCUGGGUCUCAGAGUGGUCCAAGACCAACCUAUUCUAAAGACGCAGAAUAAUUUGGAGCUCCAAGAAGUCUCGCACGUGAAUGGACUGCGAGUGAAUCGGAGUCGUGGAAACACACUUCACAGCUCAAUCCCACAGAAAGGUCUCGAUCUCCGACUCAACCAGAGGAAAUCGAAAGUCAAACGCGGAAGCUCAAAGCGCUCUUCCAAUAACUACUCAACCUCUUUAAGCUUGAGUGGUACCAAUCCAGAUCACCAAGGAUUCUCCCCGGACCCGAUUCCAGUCCGUUCAUUUGACUAUUCUGUCAUUGUUGGUGUUUCCUUGAUGUCCUCUUCCUCCAGGCCUUCAUCCAGGCAACUAAGCGACACUGUAACUGUUCCGAUCCGUUCGCAAUGGACCCAUGUCCCAAGCACAACCACUCCGAAAGACACAUGGACACUAGCAAUGACUCCAACUCCGAGAAAUCCCGCGAUUCUCGACGACAAAUCCAGAAAAAUGGCGGGUCUUCCAAACUGCUCAACAGGACUAGAAAAGGGAGAGCCAAUCACGCGCUUGCUCAGGCUGACUCUCUACCAAUAAGAGAGCGAGUAGAUGAGGGUGUGGAUCGUGCAAACUUUGGCGGGAAAACGCUGACCGCUAUCAGCGAACACACGGAUCCUCAGUCCUCAAUGGAUAAUUCGUUCCAAAGGCUUAAUUUUGAGAGCAUCCCUUGCAAAUGUGGCGACAAGUUCCGCGUCACCCACGAUGCUUUGAAGGAGGUUUCCCCUUCAGCAUCUCAAAAUUUGUUGGCCUCUCGGGUCAGCUUAUGACGGUACACAUAAUCACCGUUAAUCCCAAACUUUCACUCUAAACGGGUACGUGUUAAUUCAUGGGAAAAUAUAUAUCCCCGGUUGCUCAAUCCAAGUAACACCUGAGAUGAGAAAUCAAGUUUACCUGCUACCUGCCCAAG
This is a messenger RNA of Tigriopus californicus, 1332 nucleotides long. RefSeq lists its product as uncharacterized. Bases 264 to 962 code for a protein of 232 amino acids. Gene Ontology annotation, cellular component: membrane. NCBI's taxonomy places the organism in Eukaryota, Metazoa, Arthropoda, Copepoda, Harpacticoida, Harpacticidae. The record is from RefSeq and is a predicted model, not a curated record. The transcript is spliced from 4 exons.